AUGGCUGAUAAAGUAGUUGUCGCCGUAGCCGUGGCUGUGCUGGUGGUCGUCCUCUCUCUCGCCAAGUUGAAGUCAUGGCUCUGUGCGAAGCCGAAGCCCAAGCUUCACCUUCCACCGGGCCCAUGGACGCUGCCGGUGAUUGGCAGCCUCCACCACCUCAUGAGCAGUCCGUUGCUCCACCGCACGCUGCGCCGCCUCUCGCAGAAGCACGGCCCGCUGAUGAUGCUCCGUCUCGGAGAGGUACCCUUGCUGGUCGUGUCGUCACCUGAGGCCGCACAGGAGAUUCUCAAGACCCACGACACGACGUUCGCCGACCGGAUCACCAGCGCCACCACCUCCUCGAUGACGUACAACCCAACCAACAUGGCGUUGUCGCCCUACGGCGAGCGGUGGCGCCAGCUCCGCAAGAUCUGCGUGAUGGAGCUGCUCAGCGCGGCCCGAGUCCAGUCGUUCCGGCGCACACGCGAGGAGGAGGCGGCACGGCUGGUGGCGAAGGUGGCGGCGUCGGCCGCCGUGGCUUCCUCCAUGGACAUGUCUGCGGUGUUCAAGGCGUUCAUCUCUGACACCAUCACGAGGGAGUGCGUCGGCAGCCGGAGCCAGUACCAUGACGUGUACGUCAACGCAUUCCAUGAGGCGAUACGGCAUUCGUCGGGGCUAUCCGUCGCCGACGUCUUCCCGUCAUCUAGGAUCAUGCAGAUGCUAGCCACGGGACCGCGCAACGGGCUCGCAUGCCGUGACAGGAUGCAGCGAAUCCUCGAACUAGUCCUCAAGGAGAAGAAGGAAGCUAUGGACCGCGGCGACCAGACAGUGCAGGAGACCUUCGUCGGUGUCCUGCUCAGGCUCCAGAAAGAGGGAGACGCACCCAUUGAACUCACCGACGGCACCAUCUGCUCACUCAUGUUUGACAUGCUUAGCGCGGGAAGCGACACGUCGACGAGCGUCCUGACCUGGUGCAUGACUGAGCUGAUCCGGUACCCGACGGCGAUGGCCAAGGUCCAGGCCGAGGUGCGAGAAACCUUCAAAGGUAUGAGCAGAGUCACUGAGGAGGACAUUGCUACGGCUGACAUUAGCUACCUCAAGCUCGUGAUCAAGGAAACCCUAAGGAUGCACACUCAGCUACCGCUACUGAUCCCGCGCCGGUGCCGGAAGGCGUGCCAGGUGAUGGGAUACGACAUCCCGGAGGGCACAACAGUGAUGGUCAACGUUUGGGCCAUCUGUAGGAAUCCUAAGUAUUGGGACGAUCCCGAGGAGUUCAAGCCGGAACGGUUUGAGAAUAGCAACCUUCAGUACAAGGGUACUAACUAUGAGUACCUGCCAUUCGGAUCCGGCCGUCGUAUGUGCCCCGGCGCAAACCUUGGCCUGGCAAAUGUCAACCUCGCGCUGGUCAGCCUUCUGUACCACUUCGACUGGAAGCUGUGUGAUGGACUGGAGCCUAAGGACGUCGACGUAAGCGAGGAUGUGGGAUUAGUCACAAACAAGAAAACCAGCCUGGUCCUGUGUCCCGUUACUCGCAUUGCUCCAGCUGAUGUGUAA
Molecule: messenger RNA, 1533 nt
Organism: Miscanthus lutarioriparius
Lineage: Eukaryota; Viridiplantae; Streptophyta; Magnoliopsida; Poales; Poaceae
Source: the annotation of a GenBank genome assembly